This is a messenger RNA of Haliaeetus leucocephalus (bald eagle), 4564 nucleotides long. It is a transcript of the gene GGPS1, whose product is annotated as geranylgeranyl diphosphate synthase 1. The transcript has 5 exons. Gene Ontology annotation, biological process: isoprenoid biosynthetic process. The record is from RefSeq and is a predicted model, not a curated record. Bases 179 to 1078 code for a protein of 299 amino acids. Lineage: Eukaryota; Metazoa; Chordata; Aves; Accipitriformes; Accipitridae. Gene Ontology annotation, molecular function: prenyltransferase activity.
CCCGCCGAGCGCUGCCGCCACUCCUGGAGCGGAGGCUGCUCGGGGGAGCGGGGCGCGGCUCCGGCUGGCGGAGGAGGCGGCGGCGAGGACUGAAGAAUUCUAUCAGAAGGCUGAAGCCAGUGUUCACCUUGUUUAGAUUGCCUUGGUAUGAGUGAACUACCUCUUAGGAAAUAAAGAAAUGGAUGGGAUGGAUGAAACAUCUAAAAGAAUCCUAGAGCCAUACCAGUAUUUACUUCAACUACCAGGUAAGCAAGUGAGAACCAAACUGUCACAGGCCUUUAAUCACUGGCUGAAUGUUCCAGAAGAUAAAAUACAGGUUAUCAUUGAAGUGACAGAGAUGUUGCACAAUGCAAGCCUACUUGUGGAUGAUAUUGAAGAUAACUCAAAGCUACGACGAGGCUUUCCAGUGGCACACAGUAUCUAUGGAAUUCCAUCUGUAAUCAACUGUGCUAAUUAUGUGUAUUUCCUUGGCUUAGAGAAGGUUUUAACCCUUGAUCAUCCAGAUGCUGUUAAAGUUUUUACCCGUCAACUUCUGGAACUCCAUAAAGGUCAAGGCUUGGAUAUUUACUGGAGGGAUACUUACACCUGUCCUACAGAAGCUGAAUAUAAAGCUAUGGUACUGCAAAAGACAGGUGGUCUCUUUGGAUUAGCUGUAGGCCUCAUGCAGCUGUUCUCAAAUUAUAAAAAAGACUUAAAGCCACUUCUUAACACACUUGGCCUCUUCUUCCAAAUAAGAGAUGACUAUGCCAACUUGCACUCCAAAGAAUAUAGUGAAAACAAGAGUUUUUGUGAAGACUUAACUGAGGGCAAGUUCUCAUUCCCAACCAUUCAUGCGAUUUGGUCAAGACCUGAAAGUACUCAGGUGCAAAACAUUUUACGUCAAAGGACAGAGAACAUAGAUAUAAAAAAAUACUGUGUACAUUACCUUGAAAAUGUGGGUUCCUUUGAGUACACUCGGAAUACAUUGAAAGAGCUUGAAUCUGAAGCCUAUAAACAAAUUGAAUCACUUGGGGGAAACCCUGAACUUGUAGCACUAGUUGAACAGCUGAGCAAAAUGUUCAAAGAACCUGAAAAUUAAAAAAUUAACUCCUGGGUGUGGAUUAAAAAAAACCCUUUUAAAAUAGGAAAAUAACCAGACUAUGAGAGGUAUGAUAAUCAGUCUUGCUUAAAACUUUUUCUUGUAGCCAUGUUACAGAAAUCACUGUUAAAAACAAUUUGUCACUGAGUAUUGAAAUAUAUGCCCUAUUAUCUAUACAGUCUUAACUGUAACUGCUUACAGAUAGAUGUCUUUGUUGAAGCAGAUGUACCAGAACCAAAACAAGCAUGGAAUCUAAAUGUGAUCAUCUUUACAAAAUCAUCAGCAUUAUUUCAGGCCUAAAACUCUCAUAUCUUUAACCAGGCUACUGUAGGUUUCUGGCUGAAAUUCUGUGUCAAAUGAAAUCAGAUUGACCUGAGUGUAUUGUGCAUUUUCAGACAAUGCUCUAGUAAACCAAAAUGUACAAUGUUAAAUAACAAAAGAUGCUUGCACGUAAAACUGUUGUGUGAUAUUUCUAAGUUAGACUUGUGAAGAUCAGAUGGAUCAGCUUCCUAAGUUCUAAAGUGAAUAUCCUAUCCAGCUGCUGGGGAUAUUUUCAGGGGAAUGCAAAUCAUGAAAGAUAGUAUUUUAUAUGCAAAUAAGACUAAUGUUUAGUCUGAAUUGUAGCUUUAUAAAGAUUUCCGAGUACCUUGGAGAAAAGAUUCCAUCACAUCAGCAAAGCGUAAAUUGGCUGCUGAUUCCAGCUCUGCAGUGAAUAAUUUUGACUGCCUGGUGUUAGAUUUUUCAACUGUCAAAUAUUUUGUAGCCAGGGACCUAAAAUCUAUGCAUUAGAGCUCAUACAUGUGUCUGUAAAUAGCAACAUAGUAAGCUGCUACUAGAAAUGGAAUGGGAUCCACACCAGGUAACUUCAGGAUACCAUAAUUGGUGCAGGUCUCUUUAAUCUCUGCUUAUAAUUGAGAGGGACUUCUCCAGGAGUUGAUUCAUAAUUUGUACUGCCUUCCUGUUCUGACUUGCUAUCUGGAUGCAUGUUAUAGGUCUCUCCAAAAAGACAAGUUCUGUCAUUUUUUGCUAAAACAAAGUACAGCAUCUUGUUCUACAAGCUAUAAUACCACUUCAGUUUUGUUAAUUGCUUAAAGAGUGCUUUAAAAUUAUGUACACAUACUGAAAUAGAACUGGAACUGAGAGUGAGAUUGAGGGAGGGCUGAUAAGUGACAAAACCCUCUGCUCAUCUAUAUAGAAAUAUAUAUAUAAAGGUGAACAAAACAUAAGCAGAGAUGUUUUUAUUCUUGGCUGGGAUGGCUAUUAGGUUCAGUUCCCUUAGUCUUCAGAGCCACUUAAAGCUUUGCUUUAGUGUGGGGAGCUAAUGGUUUGGAUCAAAGGUAGGACUGGUGCUAUUAGCAGUGGUGUUAGCUCAAGCAUAGUCUUAAAAGAAAUGGCCAGAGAUACUUGGCUUCUGACAGAUAAAGGAUAGUUUUAUGCAGGUGUUCAUUUACUGUACCUGGAAAGCAGGGAGAGUCAUGGUCUCAACCCAGUGCAGACAAACACUAACUGAAGAAGGCUGCUCUAGGGUCUUCCCUGGGCAGUUAAGAUUCUUCUGAAAGUGAUCAAGCAUGAAAAAACUCAGGAUGACUGCUUUCAGUCAGAGACAUUAUGUAGUUAUAGAUGAUAGCCCAUCCCUUUUAUCUGCAUGCUGAGGAGCAAUCUUUGUCUGCUCUGUGAUUAGGCACAGAAUAAUAGCUUUUUCACUGAAUGGACCUGGUUGCUGGGACUGAAUAGCUUAAAGAUGGUGAAAGGUGUCUUUUAAUGUUAAUGACAGUGAAUUGUUAAUUCCUUUUUCAUAACUUGUGGUGCUUAGUAGUAAGCGUGUAAAUCUGUAAUGGUUUAUGAGAAAAUACUAUCAGCAGCAAAGUACAACAUUUAUUUUGUGCUGUGUCUUGGGAGUUUCAAAGCACUGUUGCAGCUGAUGUUGAAUGGGGGAGAGCACUGGAAAAACUAUUAUCAGGAGAAUCUCCUAGUCUUACUGUAAAAGAUAUCCUUGUGCCUAUUAGGAUAUAGUAACUGACAUAUACAAUGCAAAGUGUACUUAGCACCAUUUCUUGUCUGCUCAGUUGCUGGAUGUAAACAGUGUUGUAUAAUCAAACUUUCCCUAAUGAGGUAGCUUUUCUUAUUUUUGCGUAAAACUUUUCUAACAUCGGAGUCUUCUGCUAUGUCAUCACUUCUUUGGCUCAUUCUGGCAACUCACCCCAGUACUUUUUCUAAUACCAUAUUUUGUAGAAUGUGCCUGCAUUAACUUAGGAGUAAGUACCUUGGAAGUUUUCCAGCUGCAGGUCUUUUAAACCACAAAUGGGUAAGAAGGGAAAAAAGCUGGACCAGCAAGAAACCAUACAGCUCUUAAUCUUCUGCCUUCAAGGCUUUUGAUACCAAUAUUCAAAGCAUAACCUGAAAGUAUAUCUUAAAAGGCCCAGAAGCAGGGUAUCAUUGCUCUUCACUUUGGUUAGGAUGAACUGAGGCCUCUGAGGGUUUUUCUUGAUGUAUUCAGGAGCUGGAAGAGGCUGGGAUCUUUCCCCUUCAUCUGUUAAGCAGGUAGAGCAUCUUUAAGUAUUAAGCAUCAGCAGUGAUGAUGCUCUGUAGUCAAGGUAGACUUUAUAUUUGGUGCCAUAAGAUGAGACUGUGCAUCCUCAUCAAUAUUCUCCAAUAUUUGCUCUGGUACAAGCUCCUGGUGUUAAGACAUGUUAGGAAAAUAACUUCCUUAAAGCAGCAUGAGAGUCUUGUGGCUGCAGAAUUAGCUUAGUUGUGCAAGUGCUGCUCUCUCUUGCUAUGCCUCCCACAACACAGGGAGUAGGGUUUUUUCCUGAUCUUCACAAGAGAUGCAUUGCUGUGGAAUGCAAAUCUGAGUUGCAAGUGGAAAUGCCCAUGGGGAAACAAAGGGUAUGCUGGUUUCAAUGUCAGUCCAUUUGAGCCAGAAUUGUUCCCUUUAUUAUCUUCCUACCAUUGCCAACAAGUUCUACUUUGAUCAGGUUACCAGUGCAUCUAAAGAGAAAUGCAAAUACUUGGCAGUCUCCAGCAUUUCUCUCUACCUCAGUCUGUUUUCUGAUUUGUGCGCUUGCUUGGAUGUAAGUGAACACUGGAUGUAGAUGAAUGCUGUCACCUGUCUCUGAGUGGCCAGCCAUUGGAUGAGGCAUCUGUCUCUGCUUCUUCAAAGGCUGAUGUUACCCUAUCAGCUAUAGUGAAAAUUGCAUCAUUUCAGGACCUUCUUGAGGAGACAGCUUGUCUCCCACCUCUCCCUUUGAGCUCAGGCUGUUCAGGUACCUAAUAAGAGCAACUUUGUAUGUAUUGGCCAAUUGUUGAUACAAACAGCCUAAAAAUGUUAAUGGCAGUGGGAAAGUACCUGUUGAUACUUCAUGCUUUCAACUUUAUGGUUGAUUUUGCUAAUUAUUAAAUAUCUAAAUGACUCCAUGUACUAUGGAAAUUUCCUAUAUUUAUGGCUUCUUUCCCCAGGUAUUGUUAAAAUGCUAACAUGGUAUGAAA